This is a messenger RNA of Pelagomonas calceolata, 696 nucleotides long. Lineage: Eukaryota; Pelagophyceae; Pelagomonadales; Pelagomonadaceae. The record is from the annotation of a GenBank genome assembly.
AUGGGGAAGAAGUCUAGGCGAAAGCGGACGGACAAGUGGGCGCAUAUAGACACCAGAGAGGCCGACGCCGCCAAGCGCGACGCGCUUGAUUUUCUCAAGGGCUACGCCUUUAAGGAAGAAGAGGGCGAGGCGAGGCCCUGGAUUUGUGCGGCGACGCACGAGCGACGACGCCGACGAGCCGUCAUCGCGGCCGCCGAGGCGGAGUUCCGGGCCGCCAUCGCGGCCGUACCGCCAAGGGACGACAAUGAAGAAGUGAAAAUCUACGAAGACGCGCGAUGCAUCCAGGCACUCGCGGCUUUAACGAGACAAGUUACAAUAGACGAAGACGACAAGAAAACCAUGGGCGAGUAUUUGACGAAAAGCGCUGCCGGAGACGGCAUUGGGAAUGAAGAGCUCAUUAAGCUCGUCAAGCGAUGGCCCCGCGUCCGAAAGUACUGGCCGCGCCUCCGGCGGCGCCUUUGUUGGGGCUGCGGAAAGCAAUAUGAUCUUUCGGAACCGCGGCUUUGGGUUUGCUCUGGGUGCGAAGAUGCGCGGUACUGCGAUGAGACGUGCCAGCGCGAGCACUGGCGCGCGCACAAGGGCGAGUGCCUGCAAACAUGGCACGGAAAAGCCCAGGAGCGCCAGUCGCGAGGCGAAUCCGACUGGGCAGAACUGCAACAGGAGUUCUACGAGUUGUAUCCGAGUCGCGAUGGAUAG